UUAUUAUUAAUAUUUCUGUAUUUCAAUGGAACUUCAAUUUGAAUACAUUUACCUAAAGAAAUAAUGAUGUUCCUGUCUGACCGGUUUGAACACACCCAAAGGUGAUCAUUAAUUCCACCCUCUUUCAACACUAACCAGGAAGAGAUUCUCAUUUCUCUUUUCUGUCGUACUUUGUCUCGACCAAAUCAAUAAAGAAUCAGCAAUCAGUGGAGAACGAAGAUUAAAAACUUUACAGAACAAUUUUUGUGAAGUUAAUUUCUGAACAGACAGCAGAUCUUUCAUUCUCAUUGUGAUUCAUUUUUGAAACCAUCAUUUAGAAAGCGAGAUAAAAGUUUAGAUUGUGUGGAAAUGGCUUCAGCAGCUGAAGAUGAUUAUAUUUGUCCUGUAUGUCAUGAAAUCUUUAAGGAUCCUGUUCUUCUAUCAUGUAGUCACAGUGUUUGUAAAGAGUGUCUUCAACAGUUCUGGGGAACCAAUGAAACUCAGGAGUGUCCUGUCUGCAGGAGAAGAUCCUCAAGAGAUAAACCUCCAGUUAAUCUGGCAUUAAAGAACUUGUGUGAGUCGUUCCUGAAGGAGAGAAAUGAGAGGCGUUCAUCAGGAUCUGAGGAGAUCUGCAGUUUACACAGUGAGAAACUCAAACUCUUCUGUCUGGAGGACAAACAGCCUGUGUGUGCAGUGUGCAAAGAUACAAAACAACACAACAAUCAUAAAUUCAGACCCAUCGGUGAAGUGGUUUCAUCAUAUAAGGAGAACCUCAAUACAGCACUGAAGUCCUUACAGAAGAUAUUUCAACGCAAAGAAAAAAUUAAAGGAGAGUUUGAGAAAACAGUUCAACACAUUAAGUCUCAAGCUGAGCACACAGAGCGUCAGAUUAAACAGCAGUUUGAGAAGCUUCAUCAGUUUCUCAGAGAUGAAGAAGAAGCUACAAUCAUUGCUCUGAGGGAGGAAGAGGAGCAGAAGAAGCAGAUGAUGAAGGAGAAGCUGGAGGAGAUGAACAGACACAUCUCAGCUCUUUCACACACAAUCAAAGACAUGGAGGAGAUGAUGAAAGCCAAUGACGUCUGCUUUCUGAAGGAGUUUCCAGUCUCGAUGGAAAGAGUCCAGAGCUCACAGCCGGAUCCACAGAUGGCUUCUGGAGCUUUGAUUAAUGUGUCACGUUACUUGGGCAACCUGCCGUUCAGAGUCUGGAAGAAGAUGGAGGACAUCGUCCAAAACACCCCUGUGAUUCUGGAUCCAAACACUGCGAAUCCACGUCUCGUCCUGUCUGAUGAUCUGACCAGUGUGAGAAAUAACGGGGAUAGACAACCUCUUCCUGAUAAUCCAGAGAGAUUCGACGAGUGUCUCUCUGUUCUGGGUUCAGAGGGGUUUAACUCAGGAACACACUGCUGGGAUGUGGAGGUUAAAGAGAGUUUUUUCUGGAUUCUUGGAGUAAUUACACCAUCAAAAAAGAGGAAGGGGCGUAUUUUCAUUGACGGUGAUAUCUGGAGUGUGUCGUGCAAUCAGAUUGGUCAGGAUGUUGAUCGUGUGAGAGUGUAUCUGGACUAUGACAAAGGAAUGGUGUCAUUCUCUGAUCCUGUAACUGACACACAUAUACGCACAUUCACAACCACCUUCACUCACACACUCUUUCCAUUCUUCUGGUGUCCUGACGUGUGUCUGAGGAUCUUACCGUUCGAUAGUCAGUAAAUGUUACUGGGAGCCAUGAAUGUGUUUUGUAUGCUGGCAUGAAGCCCUAACCCUAACCCAUUAUUGUGUUUCAUAUGCUGAAUGUUGAUGUAUAAAUGGUAAAAAAACCAUGCUUUGAACAGAAAAAUUAUAACAGCAUUGUUAUUUAUACACUCAUACACUCACAGAUGUUAACAUUCAGCAUCUGAAAUGCAACAAUGAUGUUACAAAUGAUCUUAAAACAUCGGUUGAGUUUAAUACUUCUUUUUAAUAAUGCUUCAGUAAGUUUACAUUUACAUUUACAUUUAUUCAUUUGGCAGACGCUUUUAUCCAAAGCGACUUACAAGUGAGGAAUACAACAAGCGAGUCGUCAUGACGAGGCAAAUAGACAAGAAGUGCUCAUAAUACAAGUUAUAGGCAGUGCUCAGAUUAUCCUAAAAUACAAUAGAGAGGGAUUAGAGGAAGUGAAAGGAAAGGAAUAAGAAUUUUUUUUUUUUUUUUUUUUUUGCGAAGUUACAGAAAAAGCUACAGAAAAAUCAGUUGUUUAAACCACUUUAAUGCAGUCAUUUGACCAUUAAAGCAGACAUGUUGAGCUCCUUUAUCAAUGCAGAAAUUAUUUCUGAAAAAUAAAUAAAUGAACAAGUCAAGAGCCCAACUAAAGCAAACACCGAUCAACAUGAUGGUGAACUCAAAUAAAAAAUGUCAACCAAACAUCAACAUCUAAACGUCUAAUUCUAGAUAAGAGUUUCCGUAGACAUCUGACAGAAAAAAAAGUCAAUCUGGUUACUAAUUUGGCUAUUGUUUUGUUUCACGUUUGUGUGCAUGUUUGUCCUCGGGUUUCAUGACUUUAUAUCUCAGAAUUCUGACUUUUUAACACGCAAUUGUGACUUUAUAUCUCAGAAUUCUGAC
Megalobrama amblycephala (Wuchang bream) is the source of this 2571-nucleotide messenger RNA. Its product is annotated as nuclear factor 7, ovary-like. The record is from RefSeq and is a predicted model, not a curated record. Lineage: Eukaryota; Metazoa; Chordata; Actinopteri; Cypriniformes; Xenocyprididae. The transcript has 6 exons. Bases 349 to 1683 code for a protein of 444 amino acids. Gene Ontology annotation, molecular function: protein binding; zinc ion binding.